AUGACUUCAUCUAACGAUUCCGUCCAUUCCAAGGACACCAGCUCUAUCGAGGAGGUUGGUGGAAUUCGCACCGCUGGUGACGGUGACGAAUUCGUCAUCAUUGGUAAGCAAAAAUUUUACAAGCAUGAAUUGAUGAAUGCCUUUGGUGGUACGUUGAACCCUGGUUUAGCUCCAUACCCUGCCAACAAGUUUGCCAACCCAGCGCCGUUGGGGCUUAGUGCUUUCUCGUUGACCACUUUUGUGUUGUCCAUGUAUAACGCUCGUGCCAUGGGUAUCUCUGUUCCCAAUGUUGUUGUUGGUUUGGCUGCGUUCUACGGAGGUGCAGUGCAGUUUUUGGCAGGAGUUUGGGAGUUGGCUGUGGGAAACACUUUUGGUGGAACCGCUUUGACGUCUUACGGUGCAUUCUGGUUAUCUUUUGCUGCCAUCAAUGUCGAAAAUUUUGGUAUUGCUGCCGCUUACGGCGACGAUGUUACCCAAUUCCAUAAUGCCGUUGGGUUCUAUCUCAUUGCCUGGGGAAUUUUCACGUUCAUGUUGUGGCUCUGCACCAUCAAAUCUACUUUGGCCUUCACAUCGUUGUUCUUCUUAUUGUUUUUGACGUUUAUCUUAUUGGGUGCUGGUGAUUUAACAGGCAAGCUUGGGGUAACCAGAGCCGGAGGUGUGAUGGGUGUGAUCACUGCGUUUGUAGGUUUCUACAACGCAUUCGCCGGUGUGGCCACCAAACAAAACUCCUACUUUGUCGCCAACCCCAUCCCAUUGGCUCGCAAGUAG
Molecule: messenger RNA, 768 nt
Organism: Meyerozyma guilliermondii ATCC 6260
Lineage: Eukaryota; Fungi; Ascomycota; Pichiomycetes; Serinales; Debaryomycetaceae
Gene: ATO7
Product: Ato7p
Exons: 1
Coding region: 1-768 (255 amino acids)
Cellular component (GO): plasma membrane
Molecular function (GO): acetate transmembrane transporter activity
Source: RefSeq, a predicted model, not a curated record